Protopolystoma xenopodis is the source of this 540-nucleotide messenger RNA. The record is from the annotation of a GenBank genome assembly. NCBI's taxonomy places the organism in Eukaryota, Metazoa, Platyhelminthes, Monogenea, Polystomatidea, Polystomatidae.
ACCUACGUCGACCCUGCUGACUAUGAUGUGCUUCGAUUUUGGACCAGAGGUCUUCAUCCCGCUUCUUUGUUCUCCUCACUACCUAGGGGCGUCUCUCUCUUUUCAAAAGUCAAACCCCCAGGUCUCUGCUUUGGUCAUGUUAUGAUGGCAACACGUUUAAAACAGGAUUCAAGACUGUCUCUCCAUCUUUUCAAGACAGUUCCGAUCGGCCCUUCUGCAGAUGCAGCUGAGCGAAGUUUGGCUACUCUUUUGCCUCGACUUCACUUUACACCACUAUCCAAAGCAAGCCCUGUCGUUCAUCAGGCUCUCUCCAUCACCAGCCUGUUCGGCAUAUCAGCUCUUGGUUUCAUGUCUUUGGUUUACCUCCUGGGAUCAUCAUUUGCGAGCCUUACCAAUACUGCUGGCAAUGAGACUCUGAUCGCCUGGUGUCUGGCUGCGGCUGCGGUUUCAGGAGCGACUGGUAAUAGCCUAUUGCUAAACAAGGCAAAAGAGCGGAUGGGUUUACUGGAACGACAAAAAGAGCUGGUACGUAAUAGAUGA